Messenger RNA from Parnassius apollo (apollo), 636 nucleotides. Lineage: Eukaryota; Metazoa; Arthropoda; Insecta; Lepidoptera; Papilionidae. The record is from the annotation of a GenBank genome assembly.
AUGUAUGCAUAUGCUAGCAGAAUAUUUAAUAUAAAUAUAAAUCAUCACUUCUUUGAAGUUGGACAUUCACAAUCAGAGGGUGACGCGAUGCAUGCACUUAUUGAGCGAAGGAAAAAACAUAAAAUUAUCUACGUACCUCAGCAAUGGGUGACUUUGAUAAGAUGCGCUAAAUCUAGUGGUGAGCCGUAUGAAUUCAAGGAAGUAAACCAAGACAAUAUAUUGGAUUUUAAACAACUUUUGCCAUGUUACAAAAAUAGGGAACACGACGUUAACCAUGUGAAAGCCUCCUGGAGUAAAAUUAUGCAUAUUCAUUUUAUCAGUAGCUUACCUAAUAUAAUUAAAUUUCAAUAUGAUUAUCUAAGCGAGAAUGAAAUGGCUAUAAAUCUAGCUCAAGAUAUUAAGACAGUUUCUCUUCGGGCAGUUACUCGUCGCGCUACCAAGGAACCUCAAAACAGUGAACAAGAGCUACCGAUUUCAACGGCUUAUAAUGCACCUUUGCCUUUAUCUACAGCAAAUUACAAAGAUUUAAUAAGCUUAUGUAAUAGCAAUGCCAUUCCAACAAUAUAUCAUGAUUAUUUUAUGAAUUUACCUCAUGUGAAAACGAUUCUACCAAAUAAUAUGACUGAUUCUGAUUAA